GAACUGAUUUCCUCAUUGGAGUUCAUUAUUGGAAGUCUUGAGGAGUUUACACAUUUAUAUACAAAGUACGUAGGCCAGCUCAUUUGUCUUGGCUCAUGUGUAAUGAUCUUUCAUGCGUAUUGAAAAAUUACUAUUCUCAAAUAAGGAGAAUGUAUAUCUCAGGUCAUUUACAGUCUCAAAGGUUUGUCAGUAUAUUUUGAAACAAUCCUGCGAACAGAUCUAGAUUGAAGGAGACUUAAGAAUCAUGAACUGCUCUUUCUCAGUGACCGGGUCUUUCGCUCAGGCGCAGAUGGGGAAGCGGAGCCAAUAUGCCAGUGGCCCGGGGCUGGGUUUGUCGCAAAACUUAUGUGACCCCACGGAGACCCUUCAAGAAAUCUUGUCUCGACCAAGAGCUGAAGCUGAUCGGCGAGUAUGGGCUCCGGAAUAAACGUGAGGUCUGGAGGGUCAAAUUUACCCUGGCCAAGAUCCGCAAGGCCGCCCGGGAACUGCUGACGCUUGAUGAGAAGGACCCACGGCGUCUGUUCGAAGGCAACUCCCUGCUGCGGCAGCUGGUCCGCAUUGGGGUGCUGGAUGAGGGCAAGAUGAAGCUGGAUUACAUCCUGGGCCUGAAGAUAGAGGAUUUCUUAGAGAGACGCCUACAGACCCAGGUCUUCAAGCUGGGCUUGGCCAAGUCCAUCCACCACGCUCGCGUGCUGAUCCGCCAGCGCCAUAUCAGGGUCUGCAAGCAGGUGGUGAACAUCCCGUCCUUCAUUGUCCGCCUGGAUUCCCAGAAGCACAUCGACUUCUCUCUGCGCUCUCCCUAUGGGGGUGGCCGCCCGGGCCGCGUAAAGACGAAGAAUGCCAAGAAGGGCCAGGGUGGGGCUGGGGCUGGAGACGAUGAGGAGGAGGAUUAAGCCCACUUGUCCCUCCUGGGCUGCUGGAUUGUCUCGUUUUCCUGCCAAAUAAACAGGAUCAGAGCUUUAAAAAAGAAAAACAAAAAGAAUCAUGAACCGGAGGCGGCACCGGGGCAGGCGCAGAGCUGGCAAGCACGUGGUGGGGCCCGAGGCACGCAGAGGGUGGCGCGCCUGGGAGCCUGUCGCUGGCGCGGUCCAGGAGGGAGGUUCGGCGGCGGGAGGCAGCGUGUCGGUUGCAGGGCUGAAGAAGCAGUCCUAUAAGGUCAGUGAGAAGGUCGGAGGGGCUGAGGGGACCAAGCGAGAUGAUGACUUCAAAGAGAUGGAGGUGUCAUCAAUAAGGCGGUGACGGAAAUGCUGGCAAGGACCAUCAAGUACCUGCAGUCCAACCCAGCCUCGCAGGCUAAGCUGACCAUGCUCACGGUGUGCAAGAUCCGGGGCCAGGUGAAGAACCCCGGCUACCCGCAGUCGGAGGGGGUCCUGAGCCAGUGCCUCAUCCGCCACCAGAAGGAGCUGGGCAAUGAGUCCAACUUCACUGAUGCACUGCUGGAUGCCAGCGAGUCCAUGAAGCACCUGGCAGAGGUGAAGAACUCCCUGGACAUAGAGGUCAAGCAGAACUUCAUUGACUUCCUCCAGAACCUGUGUGAGAAAGACCUGAAGGGGAUCCAGCACCACGUGCAGAAGCUGGAGGGCCGCCGCCUGGACUUUGACUAAAAGAAGCGGCAGGACAAGAUCCCCGAUGAGGAGCUGCGCCAGAUGUCAGGCUUUGGGAGAAGGCAGCAAGACACCAAUGAUGAGAGUGAUGUUAUCAGUGCACUAAGUAAUAUCUUGCCUUAUUUCUCAGCAGAUCUAGAUGCAGAAUCAAUAUUGUUACCAUUCGCUAAACUGCUUUUUUCAAAUGGACGAGAUGGAGAUAGUCUCCUGAGGUAUUUUGAAAAACAAUAGAAAGAGCCCCUCACAGUCCAACCUUCUAGGUAAUAAAUUUGAACAUCAAAUAUUUCCAAAUAAACUAGAAACUGUUGAACCAUAGGAAAACAGCCUAGCAAGAUUCAAAGUGUAGGCAAAACUUACAGAGAGUGAAGACAGUCCUCAUAGGCCCAAGAAGCAUCCAGAAAAGACACUUCAAAGAGGCGGGAAAGCACAGCACUAGGAAAGAACAGGAUGCCCAGGCACUUGUGGACAAUGCUACCAAAGAAAAAAGGCUUGAGAGUCCAGCCCCAAGGGAGCUGGAACAGCCUCAUGUAGUGCAGGGUCCUGAGAAGGUAGCGGGAAACACCAUCUACACUAAGCCUUCGUUCACCCAAGAGCAUAAGGCAGCAGUCUCCUCUGUGCUGAAACCCUUCUCCAUGGUCAUGCCUUCUGCCUCUAGCCCCGCAAGAGCCCUACCUCAGGUCAGAGACAGACCGAAAGACUUAGCCUACCCCAUUUAUUGUUAGAAAUUGCAAUGGCUAAGCCAGCAGAGUGGCGCAGCGGAAGCGUGCUGGGCCCAUAACCCAGAAGUCGAUGGAUCGAAACCAUCCUCUGCUAGAAAUUGCAAUGGCUAGUGUUAAAAAUAUGGAAGAUUCUAAACAAAUCAUACGUUCCAAAAAAAAUACCGCUUUUAUAAAACUCGCUCCCAUGUGGCCCACAGAAUACCCAAGGCCAAAAAGAUUAGAAAGUUUAGAAAGAGCAGUUAUCUCAAUAGACUGAUGCUCGCAAAGAGGCUGCCGUUCUCUGCAGAGAAGAGCCUCAUAAAUUCACAAGGGGUUUUUUCAUCCUUAGGAUCUUGAGUCCUCAAGAAAACCCUCUUCUGGAAGUAUUUGCUCCUUCAGAAUGUUUUAAGAGAAAACACUCAUGUAAAAGACACAGCUGCAAGAGAUGCCUCUGAAGAAAACGUUUUUAUGGAAAACACUGUUAUGCCAGAAGGCACCAUCUCUGAAAACACAAACUACAAUCAUCCUCCUGUGGCAGCUUCCGCCGGGACUGCGUUCAACUUACAGCCAACUUUAACCAAGCUGAGACAAAAUGGGAAUACAACAACGUGGGCACUGGCCUGUCCCCCAAGCCCAAAAGCUUCAAUGACCCAUUGCUCUCCUCCCCAGGUGAUCAGUUUGAAAUUCAGCUAACCCAGCAGCUACGGUCCCUCAUCCCCAACGAGGAUGUGAGAAGGUUCAUGUCUCAUGUUAUCUAGACACUGAAAAUGGAAUGUUCAGAAACGUAUGUGCAAAUGACCUGUGCCAAGCUCAUGUCGCGAACAGGCCUCCUGAUGAAGCUUCUCAGCAAGCAGCAGGAAGCAAAGGCAUCCAAGGCAGAAUGGGAUACGGACCAAUGGAAAACUAACCAUAUUAAUGAGAGUGGAAAGAAAGAGCAGAAGUCGUCUGAGCUCAUGAAAGAAGUUCCACGAUACGGCCAUAACAACGAAGUCAUCUUGGCAAUAUCUGUGACUGUAACACUAACACUUUGGAUUGUAAUGAUUUGUCUGAUUGAGGUAAGGACAAUAAUUAAUUCAGGUUUUCAGAAUACAA
This is a messenger RNA of Symphalangus syndactylus (siamang), 3394 nucleotides long. RefSeq names its product small ribosomal subunit protein uS4-like. Gene Ontology annotation, molecular function: structural constituent of ribosome; rRNA binding. NCBI's taxonomy places the organism in Eukaryota, Metazoa, Chordata, Mammalia, Primates, Hylobatidae. Gene Ontology annotation, cellular component: cytosolic small ribosomal subunit. Gene Ontology annotation, biological process: ribosomal small subunit biogenesis; translation. The record is from RefSeq and is a predicted model, not a curated record.